AUGGCCGCCGCCGCCGGUCCUCGGCUGCUCCCCUUGCUCCUGCUGCUGCAUCCGUUGCUCUUGGUCGCCGCGGCCGCCGCCUCUGGCGUGACGUACGACCACCGCUCCCUCGUCAUCUCCGGCCGCCGCCGCCUGCUCAUCUCCGCCUCCAUCCACUACCCCCGCAGCGUCCCCGCGAUGUGGCCCAAGCUGCUGGCGGAGGCCAAGGACGGCGGCGCCGACUGCAUCGAGACCUACGUCUUCUGGAACGGCCACGAGACCGCCCCCGGCAAGUACUACUUCGAGGACCGGUUCGAUCUGGUGCAGUUCGCGAGGGUCGUCAAGGACGCCGGGCUCUUCCUCAUGCUGCGCAUCGGCCCCUUCGUCGCCGCCGAGUGGAACUUCGGGGGCGUGCCUGCGUGGCUGCAUUACAUACCUGGAACGGUGUUCCGGACGAACAACGAGCCAUUCAAGUCUCACAUGAAGAGCUUCACGACGAAAAUCGUGGACAUGAUGAAGGAGGAGCGGUUCUUCGCUUCGCAGGGAGGGCACAUCAUCCUAGCUCAGAUUGAAAAUGAGUAUGGAUAUUAUCAACAAGCGUAUGGAGCUGGUGGCAAGGCAUAUGCAAUGUGGGCAGGUAGUAUGGCUCUGGCGCAGAACACGGGCGUCCCUUGGAUCAUGUGCCAGCAGUACGAUGUUCCUGAUCAUGUGAUAAAUACCUGUAAUUCGUUCUAUUGCGAUCAAUUCAAGCCAAAUUCGCCAACCCAGCCGAAAAUUUGGACAGAGAAUUGGCCAGGAUGGUUCCAGACUUUUGGUGAAAGCAAUCCCCACAGACCCCCUGAGGAUGUUGCAUUUUCUGUUGCACGUUUUUUUGGGAAAGGUGGCAGCGUUCAGAAUUACUAUGUGUACCAUGGUGGAACGAACUUUGAUCGUACUUCUGGAGGGCCUUUCAUUACAACUAGCUAUGACUAUGAUGCACCAAUUGAUGAAUAUGGCCUUAGGCGACUUCCAAAAUGGGCACAUCUGAAGGAGCUUCACAAAUCUAUAAAAUUGUGUGAACAUAGUCUGCUUUUUGGAAACUCAACGUCACUCUCUCUUGGACCUCAACAAGAGGCUGAUGUUUACACUGAUCACUCAGGAGGAUGUGUUGCAUUCCUGGCUAACAUUGAUUCAGAAAAGGACAAAGUUGUCACUUUCAGGAACAGACAAUAUGAUCUUCCUGCUUGGUCAGUUAGCAUCCUACCUGACUGCAAGAAUGUGGUUUUCAACACUGCGAAGGUUCGAUCUCAAACUUUGAUGGUGGACAUGGUACCAGAAACUUUGCAAGCAUCAAAAUCUGAUCAGUGGAGCAUUUUCACAGAGAGAAUCGGCAUUUGGGAUAAAAAUGACUUCGUACGAAAUGAAUUUGUGGACCAUAUUAAUACAACAAAAGACUCUACUGAUUACCUGUGGCACACUACAAGUUUUGAUGUGGACAGAAAUUAUCCUGCAACUGGGAACCAUCCCGUUCUUAAUAUCGGCUCCAAAGGCCAUGCUGUUCACGCUUUCCUGAAUAAUAUGCUCAUAGGUAGUGCAUAUGGUAAUGGCUCAGAAUCAAGUUUCAGUGUGCAUAUGCCCAUCAACUUGAAGGCUGGGAAGAAUGAAAUUGCACUACUGAGUAUGACUGUUGGAUUGAAAAGUGCAGGACCCUAUUAUGAAUGGGUGGGAGCUGGCCUUACCAGUGUGAACAUCUCUGGAAUAAAAAAUGGAACGAUGGACUUGUCUUCAAAUAAUUGGGCAUACAAGAUUGGGUUGGAAGGUGAACAUUACAGUUUAUUUAAGCCCGAUCAGGGGAAUAACCAAAGGUGGAGGCCAGAACCUGAGCCACCAAAACAUCAGCCUCUGACAUGGUACAAGGUGAAUGUUGAUGUUCCACAAGGAGAUGACCCCGUUGGGCUAGACAUGCAGUCCAUGGGGAAAGGCCUGGUUUGGUUGAAUGGAAAUGCCAUAGGGAGGUACUGGCCCAGGACCAGUCCUACUGAUGACAGGUGCACUCCGAGCUGCGACUACAGAGGGAAAUUUUCUCCAAACAAGUGCAGGGUUGGAUGUGGAAAGCCAACUCAAAGAUGGUACCAUGUCCCAAGGUCAUGGUUUCACCCAUCAGGGAACACCCUUGUGGUCUUUGAGGAGCAGGGUGGGGAUCCCACGAAGAUUACAUUCUCAAGAAGAGUCGCGGCAAGUGUUUGCUCCUUUGUCUCGGAGAACUAUCCUUCCAUAGACUUGGAGUCCUGGGAUAAAAGUAUCUCAGAUGAUAACCCAGUAGCAGCAAAAGUAGAGCUGUCUUGCCCCAAGGGCAAAAACAUCUCUUCAGUUAAGUUUGCGAGCUUCGGAGACCCCAGUGGAACUUGCAGAUCCUACCAACAAGGAAGCUGCCACCAUUCAGGCUCUUUAUCUGUUGUUGAGAAGGCCUGUCUGAACAUCAACAGCUGUACAGUUUCGCUGUCAGACGAGGGAUUCGGGGAAGAUCCAUGCCCUGGCGUCACCAAAACACUUGCCAUUGAAGCAGACUGUUCUUAA
Molecule: messenger RNA, 2535 nt
Organism: Triticum turgidum subsp. durum (durum wheat)
Lineage: Eukaryota; Viridiplantae; Streptophyta; Magnoliopsida; Poales; Poaceae
Source: the annotation of a GenBank genome assembly